Misgurnus anguillicaudatus (oriental weatherfish) is the source of this 2828-nucleotide messenger RNA. It is a transcript of the gene nrgnb, whose product is annotated as neurogranin (protein kinase C substrate, RC3) b. Gene Ontology annotation, molecular function: calmodulin binding. The record is from RefSeq and is a predicted model, not a curated record. NCBI's taxonomy places the organism in Eukaryota, Metazoa, Chordata, Actinopteri, Cypriniformes, Cobitidae.
GUUCCGUAGUUGGAACCGUGUUUUGGUUGCGUAGCAACAGCGCACAACAUUUAUCUUGGAGUUUUGAAUGCUAAAGGUCUGAGGUGCAGUUUAAGAUGUCUGUUCCUUUCUCCAACACAAACCUGCGUAUUCCCAAAGGGUUUGGGAAUUUAUUGGAGGGCCUUGCCAGAGAGGUGUUGAGAGACCAGCCUGGAGACAUCCCCGCGUUUGCUGCACUUUACUUUGCCAAGCGGCUUAAAGCCAGAGAGGGUGACUUCAUUUUCGUCUUGCCUUCAUCCAUAUACACAUUGUUUCGGUUAUUUCACGAAAGUGGCCUUGAUCCAGCAGAGUGGGGUGCAAGGUUAGAAGACAGGUUCUACAAUAAUCAUGCAUUUAAGGAUACAGCAAGCUCCAGUUCACCUAAAGCGAAUGCAAGAAAUAAAACCGUUGAUUCUGGAACUUUUGGAAACAAUGGAUCUCAACACUUCAUAGCAAAAGACCUCAAUGCUAAUAAUUCUGGUAAUUCAGUCGACACUGCAGUAAAGAAGAAAUGUGAGUUCGAUAAGAACCUAGAUGAGGAAUCCGGUGAGGCAGAACAUGGACGUGCUGCAGAGUUUUCCUAUGUGGGGCGAGCAGAUGUUGAUGCUCAAGAGCUCAAAAACCCCAGUGAGGUUCCAGAGGUACACACAGAGGUACAGAAAGACAAUGAGGCGGCACAAGAAUCUGUAGACAUUGACAUCUGCAGAUCUGAACUUGAGCCAACACCUCUUCCUUCCUUUGGUGGUCUCGCAAACGUGGAUGUAUGUGCUCAAGAAAUAAACCCCCCUUUAAGUGCACGUUUUGAAUCAAAUGAGAACAACAGAGACUUGGAAAGCCCUUUGCUGCCGGACGGUGAACAUUUAAAAUCGCAGAAUGUGCAGAAUUCACCAAAUAACCAAGUAUCUUUCAUUGAAACUCAUUCACAUAUUGAUCAGGAUAUAGGCAAACAAGCAGAUGAAUUGUGUGAGGAUGAAAACACAGAGGAACCAGAAUUUUAUGGUCAUGUUGAAGAUUCAGAACAGGAUUUCUCAUUACUGGAGGACCCUGGCCUAGAGGAGAAGAUCACUGAGAAGGUUUACAUGGAGGAGUCAACAGAAACAACCGAUGUUCUUAAAAAAGACAUAGCUGAAACAAGUAGGACAAGUAAAGUUGACGCAGAGCAAGAAACAGAGGAGCAUAAUGAAGAUAAAGAUGAAUUAUUGCUCAGUGAAGACUAUGAAACCAGCCAUGAGUACAGCAGCACCACUGAAUUUAUAAAAGAUGAACCUGCUGUGGAAACAAUCGGAAUUAAAGACACAUACAUUAACUACGCUGAUGAAACGUAUGAUAGUAAAAGUGAAGUCGUAGAUGUGCUAGAUGAAGUUGUAAUGGGCACUGAUCAUCAAUCCUCCACUUAUACAGGUGAGCACGAAGAUGAGAACAGCAUUGAUGAACAGAGUGCUUCUAAAAUUAGGGAUGCUAUGGUGGACGAAGACCUUUUGGAAAGUCAGACUGAUUCCCAAAUGAUUGACUAUGACUCUGACGCAGAGGUUACACGGGAUGUGACAAGCAAUGAGAUUUUAAAUAUCGAUGCAAUGGAAAAGGAUCCAACCACAGAGACCUUGAAUGAUGGCAGCGAUCUUGACAGUGAUGGUUGUGAUGCUGAAGAGAUGGAGCCAGAGGAAACUGAGAGAGAAGCAGAGGUCACGAAUGAACAUCCUACCGAAAACUCAGAGACUAAUGAAGAUCAAGAGGAUCGAUCUGAGCUCAAUCUGGAAUCAAAACUUGACACUGAGAGCCAGGAGAAUCCUGAAAGCAGUGAACAAAAGGAGGAACGCAACCAACCACAGGAGGAAGAGGACAUUAUGGACAUCCCCUUGGAUGACCCAGAAGCCAACAAGGCAGCCGCCAAAAUCCAGGCCGGCUUUCGUGGUCACAUGACCCGAAAGAAGAUGAAACCUGGUGAAAACUCCGGGGAGGAGGUGAGCAGCAGUGGUGAGGCCCUCAAUGGCAGCCAAGGAGACACAGCAGGGGGAUCAGAUGAAGCAGAGACAGAUGCCACAUCUGGACCAGAACAGUAAAGACUUCAAUGUCGAUCUCAAGGACGAUUUCCGCAGAGGGACUUUUUAUGUCGAAAAAGUAGUAAAUUAGGCUGGAUAUCUCAUUUGAUGUGUGAACUUUCUCUGCUUAUUAUCCAGCCUGGGUGAAUAAAUUCUCCAGCAUGCUUUUGCUUCCCACAGACAGGCAUCUGUAUACUUCCUAAUAAUGUUUUAUUCAGAUAUUUGUUUGAAUUAAGAAUGAAUGGUGUACAAUCUAACAAACGGUUUUCUCUUCACUCUUCAGUCAGAUAGACUAAUGCAUCAUGGUUGACUUGGUUGAUAUUUCUUGUUUUGUUUCUUUGCAGUGGUGGUCUGUUUUGACUACUUUCAGUAUAUGUAGCCUCAGAUAAUUUGUUAUUUGUCACAAUAUGUUAUCAGUAUAAUUCUUUAUAAUGGUGUUGGCUGAUUUGUUUGGUUUUCUCCUUGUAAUAUGUAAGUGGAUCUGUUUAAAAGAUGAGGAAAAAAAAUCAGAGCUUCCAGAAAAGUACUGUACUGUAUAUGGCAUGGCAAGACUGAAUUUAUUUAUUUUAAUUUCAUAAUUUUGUUAAAUUUAUUAUAAUUAUUUAUUAAUCAUUAAGUAAUUUAAAGGUAAUGCAUAUCAUUUUUAUGAAUUAAUGUGUGACUAAGAUCUCAAUGCUGCUUAUUGAAUGACAGAGAAGAUCAUAUUGCAUGUUGACAUCGUCCUCAUUAAACUCUGUAUCAAUUGAAAGUAAAUAAAUAUUCAGAAAUGUC